This is a messenger RNA of Cinclus cinclus, 1020 nucleotides long. RefSeq names its product NADH:ubiquinone oxidoreductase complex assembly factor 4 (gene NDUFAF4). NCBI's taxonomy places the organism in Eukaryota, Metazoa, Chordata, Aves, Passeriformes, Cinclidae. Gene Ontology annotation, biological process: mitochondrial respiratory chain complex I assembly. The transcript is spliced from 3 exons. Bases 1 to 540 code for a protein of 179 amino acids. Gene Ontology annotation, cellular component: mitochondrion. The record is from RefSeq and is a predicted model, not a curated record.
AUGGGCGGGAGGGUGACCCGCGUGUUCCGGAAUUUUAACGUGGAGAACCGGGCCCGCCGCGAGAUCACCAAAGAGAAGCCCACGGCCGCGCCGCGGCACCGCACCGCUCGGCUGGACACCAUGGCCAAUAGCCCAGAGAUAAAAGAAGAAGUUCUCAGAAAGGAUGAUAGGUUCCUCACCUUGCUCAAAGAUGUUUAUGUGGAGUCCAGAGAUCCACCAGUGAGGGUAAAAGAUGGAGGUGGUGAACAUCUUCCGAGUAAACAGAAGGAAAAGAGACUUACAAAAUUAGGCCACUUGGAAGCUCUAGAUGUUAAGAAAGUUUCCAAAGGCAAAAUUUCCCUUGUGGAGGCUUUGACACUUCUUAAUAAUCAUAAACUUCAACCUCAAAUAUGGACUGCAGAGAAAAUAGCAGCAGAAUAUAGUCUGGAACUGAAGGACGUCAACUCUCUUCUGGAAUUCUUCAUUCCUUUCACUGUGAUGGAAUUUCCUAAAGAAACCAAAAAAGCCAUAACGAGCCAUAAACCAAAACAGUUAACAUAAAAAUACACGUCAAAACCUUUUGUGAUCUCACUCGUGUCUUCAUUUUACUCUCAAGUAUAUUCCAUGCCUACAAGGCUGCUUCCUUAUGCCAGUGAGAUGUAUUCAAGCAAUUCCAUUCUGCAUUGGAUGGCUUUAGUGAAAUGCAGCAACUACAGUUUGUAAACCAGAAUAUGACUUAAUGGUAUGACACCACAUCACACAGUUCUGAUUAUCCCAUUCAAAUGUUAUGAGUUCAAUUAAAGCAUUUUACCUUAAAAGAUUGCCUUUCUCAGCAGAGACUUCCUGGCCUGCAGCUAAAGAGGUGGUCUGUGGGUGUUGGCUCUGUAAUUUCAUGUUGCACUGUUCUUUCAAGGACUUGCUGUCAAGGUAUGUGUAUAUAACAAACAACUGUAUUUCUUUUGUCUAAGAAUGGAAUGGUAUUGAUACUUUGUAAAGAAGAUUAACCACAAGGGCAUUUGGAAAAUUCAGCUGUGUCAAACA